AUGGUGGCUAAACUACAAGAUGAAAGGACUGUGCGGAAGAUUUGUGCUUUGGAUGACAAUGUCUGCAUGGCAUUUGCAGGGCUCACUGCUGAUGCUAGACUAGUUAUAAAUAGGGCUCGUGUGGAAUGCCAGAGCCUUCAGUUCACUGUGGAGGAUCCUGUCACAGUGGAAUAUAUCACCCGUUACAUCGCUAGUCUGAAGCAGCGUUAUACUCACAAUAAUGGGCGUAGACCUUUUGGCAUCUCUGCCCUCAUUGUGGGAUUUGACUUUGAUGGAACUCCCAGACUUUACUAG
Antechinus flavipes (yellow-footed antechinus) is the source of this 294-nucleotide messenger RNA. RefSeq names its product proteasome subunit alpha type-7-like. The record is from RefSeq and is a predicted model, not a curated record. NCBI's taxonomy places the organism in Eukaryota, Metazoa, Chordata, Mammalia, Dasyuromorphia, Dasyuridae. Bases 1 to 294 code for a protein of 97 amino acids. Gene Ontology annotation, cellular component: proteasome core complex, alpha-subunit complex; proteasome core complex; nucleus. The transcript is spliced from 2 exons.